UCUAAAUAACUGACAAUGUCAGCUGCCCUUCACAAUAAAAUCACAAUAACUUCCAAAGGUUUAUAGACAUUGUAAAUAUGACGGCUCCAUCAUUGCCUAUCUUACAACCUAGGCUUCUGCUAGGUUUACAGACUCACAUGCAAGGUAAUGCACAAUUUAUAUCUGAUGAAGAAAUUUUGUAUCCAGUCGGAUCAGUGCUUGCAUUACAUAACAUCAACCAGAAAAGGCAGAAAUAUAUCAGGUUACCUGAAAGGGGCAAAAAUGUAACUUCAGUUGUGGUCAGUCCAAACAAAAAACUCAUAGGGGUUGUAGAAUCAGGAGAAAAGCCCCAAGUCACUCUAUACGACUCAAAAACGUACAAGAGAAAGAAACAGAUAUCCGUACCAACCGAUAAGGGUGAGACCGUCUUCGCAUCCAGAUUUGCUGCAGUCACCUUCACCCAAGACUCCAAAAACCUGAUUUGCGUCUCAGGAGAACCAGACUGGCUGUUGUACUCCUUCAAAUGCGAAAAAGGAAAGCUAGAAAGUACAGCUAGAGCCAACAACGCUAACGGCACCGGUACCGUCAUUGAGAUUUCAGGCAACCCAGUGGAUGCGAAUCAGUUGGUUCUUGUUGGAGAGAGCCUGUUGAGGAUGCUGCAAUGUGCUGAUUUCCAAUGGAGACAAUUUGGCUACAGCAAGAGCGACCAGAUGGUGUUGAACACCGCUUGUUGGCUGUCGCAAGACAGAAUCCUGAUAGGAACCAAAGACGGAAAGUUCCUCUUCCUUGAGAGUGGUGAAUUGAAGACUAUCUUCCAAGCCAACGACCUUCCAGUAAUGAACUUGAGGAUCAAAGAAGAGUCUCAACCACAAACUGGUUCCCAGACCAGCAUCCCCGUUGAAGCUUUCGAUACCCAGGAGUCGGGGCAGAACUACUGCAUCAAGUCCUUGAUCAACUUCUCCAGAGGCUUCGCGUUCGGGUAUAUGAACGGUACAGUGCACCUAUACGAGAAGGAGACCCCUCACAAGUAUCGCAAGAGGAAUGUCUUCAGGAUACCGGACCACACCAUCGUUAGGGAGUACGAGAAAGCUUCGGAAGAUGUGAUGACUGAGGUCAACUGCAUAAGCAUCAACCCUGCCCAGGACAGACUGAUGGUGAGUUGCAAGGAGAGUCAGCUGUACUCCGUUAGGUUAUGGCUUCAAGACAUCAACUCCAGCGCUGAAGUGGCUUUCACAGAGUUCGGUUACGUCCUUCACAACGGACCGGUUGGUUCUAUGGCCCUUUGCGCAUGGAAGCCCAUCCUUUUGACAGCAGGUCAAAAGGAUCGUACCCUGAAAAUCUGGAACUACGAGACUGCGGACCUGGAGCUUGGACAAAAGUAUCAGGACGAUCUCUACGGCGUGGCCCUCCAUCCGACCGGACUUUACUGCAUAGUCGGCUUCUCUGACAAGCUGAGAUACCUGACGAUAAUGAUAGACGAGUUCACCAUCAACAGGGAGUUUCCUAUCAGGGUUUGCAAGCAGUGUUCGUUCAGUCAGAUGGGCCACUAUUUUGCUGCAGCCAACGGCAACUUGAUACAAGUAUACUCCAGCAUCACCUUCGACAUGUACUAUAACCUCAAAGGUCACAACGGUCGCAUCACCGGCAUGAGCUGGACCAUGGACGACAAGAAGCUAUCCACCUGCGGCACAGAGGGCGCUGUCUACGAAUGGAACGUAACGGAGUCGAAGAGAACGGCAGAGACCAUCAUCAAGACCUGUCCCUUCAACGACUGCGUGGUGACCUCUGACGGCAAGUCAACCAGCGCGGUCGGUAAAGACGGGCACAUCAGGGAGCUGGUGAAUUCCGCCGUCUACAGGGACGUGGUGCUGUUGAACAACAGCCCCCUGGAUUGCAUCGUCCUGAGCAGGCUGGACACCAUGCUGUUCGUGUCUGGUAAUAACGGGGUGGUGUACAGCGUGAAGCUACCGUUGAUGGAGAAGCUGGAGUAUCUGGAGUUCACUAUGCAUAGUUCCACUGUUACCAACAUGCUUAUAUCGUCCAACGACAAAUACAUCCUGACCGGUGCCCAAGACGGCAGCAUCUGUUUCUGGCGCAUCCUGAACACCGAAAGCAAGGCCAUAAAGGUGGACAAGGAGUUCGCCGUGGCCAGGGAGAUCCUCAUCUCCAGGGAGGUCCUGGAGGACAAGCUGAACCAGAUCAGGGACCUGCACCUCCGCAUGCACGAGCUGGAGACAGAGUUCGCCUACCAGAUGCGCCAAAACGACGUGGUGCACAACCUCAGGAUGAAGGACGUGCACCAGGGCUACUGCAGCGCCAUCGAGGAGCUCAAGGAGAAGAACGAGCAGCUGGAGUCGGACCACCAGCAGGAGCUGCACAACAUCAACAUGGAGAUCAACAAGAUGAAGCAGACCCACGAGCAGUUCGUGCACAAGCUGGAGGCGAACUACAACGAGAAGCUGAUCUACGAGUACGACAAGUAUAUGAGGCUGGAGGAGAAGAUGGACAAGAUGCGCCUGGAGUACGAGCAGCAGCUGGAGGACCUGAGGCAGUUGAAGGCCGAUACGGAGGAGGCGAUCACCAACGGGUUCUUGGAGAAGCUGCAGGAGAAAGACGCUCAGCAUGACGAGCUGAUCGAGCAAGCCAGGCAGCGUACGGAACAGCACGAGCUGAUCAAACAGCAGAUUGAGGACGAUGCAGAUCGCGAAAUCUACGAGCUCAAGGCUGCCCACGAGAAGGAGCUCAAGGAGGAACAAGACCUGAACGUGAGGAUCAGAGGCGAGACCGCCAUGGUCAAGAAGAAGCUGAUCACGUCGCAGAAGGAGAUAGACGACCUCAAACACACCGUCUAUCUGCUGGAAAGCGACCACACCAAGUUCAAGGGCGUCAUCGUGGACAGGGAAAAGGACAUAAUGGAUCUGAAGAAGGAGAUAGCCGAGAGGGAUCAGACCAUACAGGACAAGGAGCGGAGGAUCUACGAUCUGAAGAGGAAGAACCAGGAGCUGGAGAAGUUCAAGUUCAUACUGGACUUCAAGAUCAAGGAGCUCAAGUCGCAGAUCGAGCCUAAGGAGAGGACCAUCAGGGAGCAGGUGGAGCAGAUCAACGAGAUGGUGAAAGAGCUGGAGAACCUGCAGAAGAUCAUCCUCAGUCUGGAUCUCCAGCUGGACGAGCUGAAGGAGAAGCUGGCGGCGUCGGACAACGAGGUCAGGAUCGAGGUGGCGAAGAACAGGAGGAUGAAGGAGGCGUUGAAAUCGCUGAGGAACGACAUUCACAAGGCCAGCGGUUAUAUACAGGACGUCCCGAUGCUUAUAAAAACCAUCACGAACAUCUACCACAAGUACAAUGCAGACAAAGACUUCGCAAUGACCCAGGAAGAAGACAAGGAAGCCAAAGGCGAAUUCCUCCGACAAAGAGAGUUCUUGGAGAGAACUGUCAGUACCCUAAAAGAGAGGGUCAUCAGGAACCAAUCCAGUGUGGGUGUCGACAAGUUUAGAUUGGUCGAAGAGAACGCCUUGCUACUGGUCGAAACCAACAACUUGAGAUUCAACCUGAAGAACGAACAGAAGCAAAACAAAAAAUUGCAAUCUGUGCUGGGUUUCAGCAAGAAAUAUGUUCUUCCCAGGGUUGCGCAACAGAAGCUGCACAAUGCCAUAGCGACCAGAGAGGAGAUCAGGGACGAAUACCAAACCCAGCUUGAAUCUGAUGAAAAGGCACUCGAAGUUAUGGCCGGUGAGAAUCAACGUCUCUUAAGGAUGGUUACUGGGGCCGAUGAUGAGGACGAAGACGAAGAGGAUUAUGAUGAUAAUGAUCAAGAUGAAGCGAAUGGUACUGCUGGGUAUGAUGCGGUACAAGGAGCUUUGAACUUGAAUAAAGGCGGUGUUUAUACAAGAGCAUCCGAAGAGCUAGACUGAAACUAUCCCGUAAAUUAUCGUUAUAUUCCUUAUAUGAUUUUUUUUUAAUUGAUAUACUUGUAUGUAUUUAUUUAUUUUUUUCCAAUAAAUGUGAUGUCUUCUUUGAAGUUUCA
This is a messenger RNA of Harmonia axyridis, 4003 nucleotides long. RefSeq names its product cilia- and flagella-associated protein 57 (gene tous). The transcript is spliced from 12 exons. NCBI's taxonomy places the organism in Eukaryota, Metazoa, Arthropoda, Insecta, Coleoptera, Coccinellidae. Gene Ontology annotation, molecular function: protein binding. The record is from RefSeq and is a predicted model, not a curated record. The coding region runs from base 78 to 3890 and encodes 1270 amino acids.